Molecule: messenger RNA, 1224 nt
Organism: Zingiber officinale
Lineage: Eukaryota; Viridiplantae; Streptophyta; Magnoliopsida; Zingiberales; Zingiberaceae
Product: PHD finger protein ALFIN-LIKE 3-like
Exons: 5
Coding region: 112-855 (247 amino acids)
Biological process (GO): regulation of DNA-templated transcription
Cellular component (GO): nucleus
Molecular function (GO): transcription coregulator activity; transcription cis-regulatory region binding; histone binding
Source: RefSeq, a predicted model, not a curated record
CCGUUAGUUGCCGUUCUCAUCCUCUUCCUCGCUCGCGAAGCUUGACGCCCUUCUCUCUCUUGGCUACGUUCUCAGCUCCGUGACCAAUUAGGAGCCCCCUCGAUCGCCGAGAUGGACCGUGGAUCGGCAGCCCAAAACUCCCGCCUGGUGGAGGAGGUGUUCCGCGACAUCAAGGGCCGGCGAGCCGCCAUCAUCAGGGCGCUCACCACCGAUUUCGAGGACUUCUAUCAACAAUGCGAUCCCGCAAAAGAAAAUCUGUGUCUCUAUGGAUAUCCAGAUGAGCAAUGGGAGGUCAAUUUGCCUGCAGAAGAAGUUCCUCCAGAAAUUCCAGAGCCUGUUUUGGGAAUUAACUUUGCUAGAGAUGGAAUGGAAAAGAAAUCCUGGUUAUCUUUGGUUGCUUUACACAGUGAUGCAUGGUUACUUGCCUUGUCAUCUUAUUUUAGUGGUCGGUUUCAGUUUGAAAAAAAACAUAGGAAACUCCUAUUAGAUAUGAUAACUGAUUUGCCCACCAUAUGUGAAGUUGUAAAUGGAAAGAAUCAAGAUAAGACCUCCGGAUCUAAACUGAACAACAACAAAUCCAAGUCAAAUUCAAAAUUGAAGGCUGAAUAUCAGGCCAAGAACACCAGAGCAAAGAAUGCAAAGGAAGAAAAUGAGGAGUUGGAUGAGGAAGAGGAUGAUUAUCUCUGUGCGGCAUGUGGAGAGAGCUCUGUCUUAGACAAUUUCUGGAUUUUCUGUGACACUUGUGAGAAAUGGUUCCAUGGGAAGUGUGUAAAAGUCACCCCUGCAAAGGCUGAGCACAUCAAGAACUAUAAGUGUCCUCGCUGCAGCAACAACAAACGGAUCCGGACCUCAUGAGAUCAGCUCUUCCAAAACCUAUUUUGUUCUCAUUCCUUCAUUGGCAGUCUAGUGGCUAUGCUGAUAAAAUUGCAGUUAAUUCAGAAGCAACCAAGCAACCCAACAACUGUCCUCUUGAAGUUCUACUUCCUCACAAAGUUAUCAUAUAAAUCCUGUUUUAUUUGUCUUAUCAUUAAGCAGUCUAACUCCUUAUGCAAUAUAGGGUUACCGAAACGUCUUCACUCCAAGCUAGCCUUUAGUUCUUAUUGGGUCUCACAGUUGACUCUAUUUAUUUAUGAAGAACUAAUUCUGUACUUCAUUGAAACAAAAUUCACAUAGAUGGUGAGAUUCCACAGGUUGAAUCUCUAAAAGGAGUUCCUUUUUUUUUAA